Molecule: messenger RNA, 2546 nt
Organism: Lobosporangium transversale
Lineage: Eukaryota; Fungi; Mortierellomycota; Mortierellomycetes; Mortierellales; Mortierellaceae
Exons: 2
Coding region: 127-2427 (766 amino acids)
Biological process (GO): regulation of DNA-templated transcription
Molecular function (GO): DNA-binding transcription factor activity
Source: RefSeq, a predicted model, not a curated record
CACCUCUCUUGCCCAUUUUAACGUUUUUCUCAUUUGAUUUCUCAUUCUUAUCGUUUUUAUUUAUCUCAGACAUACACACUCAUACAUACUAGAUCGACAUUGUAUUAUUAUAUUAUUAUUAUUAUUAUGGAUUUCUCUAAUACUAUCCCUUCAUCAGACGAUACGGAAUUACUCCAAUACUUUCUUUCACAGGAUACAUCUAGUGCUACUGUGGAUGACCUUUCCUCACUCUUUCAAGACCCCCCUCCCUCCUCUUCCCAAUCAACGCCAAUGCAGCCGAUGCAAGCCACGGCUAUUGCUAGAUCAUUAUCAUCAACAGCAACAGCAACAGCAACAGCAACAACAACAGCAACAGUAACAGAGCAAGCACAAACAGAGGAACAGGCACAGGCACAGGCACAAGUACAGGAACAGUCAUCGCAAACAACAAUCCCAAUAGGCCACACAAUCUUGCUACCCUCUACAUCCUUCUCAUAUCGUCAACUCUCUCCUAAUAUCCCUCCACCAAUGCCAGUUGCCCUUCAAAAGGAAAUCUUGACUUUGAAUAGCCCUAUCACAACAACAUCUUCGUCUGAAUCGGAUGUACAUUCUGCGGUCCCUAGGCCAGAACCCAUGUCUCAGGAUAUUUGGGUACACCGCCUACUACAACUUCAACAAUUGCAUCAAAGACAUCAUUAUCAACAACAUCAACUCUUGCAGUCAACUCUCUUACGUGGAAGCACUUCUUCAGAGACUUCGGAUUUAGAGCACCGACAGCGACGACUUCGUGGCAGCUCCUCAGGAAGAUCAGUAUCUCCUGGAUCAUCAUCGUCAUCUUCACCAUUAGAAGACCGCCACAAAAACGCCAUUUAUCCUUCUCCACCCAUGCAAGACGAUGCUUCUAUGGACAGCGACGAUAAUAAUAAUGAUGAUGAUGAUGGUGGUCAUCGUCGUUCAAGUGCAGGUGAAUCAUUGUCGGAUCCCAAAAAACCAACUGCGGGAGAAUUGAAAAAGAUGACAAGCAAGGAGCGUAGGCAGCUCCGUAACAAACUGUCUGCUCGUAACUUUCGAGUUCGAAGAAAAGAGUACAUCACUUCACUGGAAAAUCAGGUUAAGGAAGCACGACGGGAGGCAGCAGAUUUGCAGCGACGACUUAUCCAGUCAGAACUCAACUGUCAGUUUUUAAGGCAAGAAUUAGAGACCAUUCGGCUUUCACAAUCUCUGUUUACAGAUGGGCGAAUGUCCAAAGAGCACGCUAACUUGCUCGCUAGCCUCUUACACCCAGGCUCAGAAUCCUUCCCCACAAACAAUAGCAACAGCAGCAGCAAUAGCGGCAGCAGCGGCACAAAUGGCGGUGCAUCAUCAGCGAUAGUAUCAUCAACUAGCAAUAUCGCUGGAGCAUUCGACAGUAACGACAACAGCGCCGUUAACUUUGGCUUAUCGACUGUUCCACAUCUUCCACAGAUUCAUCAUCAAACAGCCCCCUUAGAUUCGCUACCUACAAAUGAUGGAAUCUCUGACUUUAACAAUAUGAGCAGCAAUACCUUAGCGAUACCAACAGCAGCCCAGACAAUGGCUUCUUCGACCUUUGAGAUGACUCCAGCCUCACUUCAGCCAUUUGUACCAUUUGAUGGUGAUUGGGGAUUGUUGAUUAAUAGAGCGGAAGUGCCAGAAAUGAAUGUAGACCUCAAGGAUGAGUCUUCAACAAAACAAGCGCAGGCUGCUUAUAAGGAUCUUUUGAUUCGAUAUGAAGUCGCUACUAAGCAAGAAGCCGAAUUGGAUGAGCAGAUGCGUAGAGAACUCAGGGCACAUGUGGAAAAGAAGCUGGCUCAGACGUAUAUGACCAUGCCUAAGGAUGAAUCAUCGCCAUCAAUAAUGAACGGCAAAAGUAGUAGCGAUGAAAACCUUAUUCUUCAAACACUGGUGUAUAUGAUGAUGAUCCAUUUGACUCAAUCUCUAUUUGAAGCAGCGACGAUGUCGAAGACCGAGUUAGUGCGAUUGUACCAGGCCAUAGAUGAACCUCUUCGUGCGAAAUUAGAAGAACAAGGAAAGCAACAGCAACAACAACAGCAAUCAACAUGCAAGUUUUCGGAAUGGCGUGAACAAUGGAUUCGUAAGCACUGGCCUUCAUAUUACAACAACCGCCGUCGAUUGUCUGAGUUAUUCAAGAAUGGACUAGUAUGUUCUAAUCACUCGAGUAACAAUAGCACCAACAACUCUCAAAAAGGGGAAGUUGAUGUAGUAGAAACCACUCGCAAGAUGGAAGAAGGCGUGAAGGGUAAGACGGCAGAAGUCCCUAAGGUCAACUAUUUUGUCCGUCAUUAUGUCCCUACUUGGCUCAAAUGUUCUGACAUUCUGGAGAAGGAACGCCUUUUGAAUGAAGCCAAGGCUCAGCAACGUAAGGCCCGCUCCACUGGUAGCACUAUACCCAUGAAGGCCACUGCAUAGUAUAUGCACGCAUAAAAAAACUGAUUUAAUGUUAUGUCUGAACAUGAAAUGCUCCAUACUUAUAUUAACGACGUUAGUUUACAUCGCCAAGAUCACGAAAUACAGAAAUAAAAUAAUAG